Messenger RNA from Nipponia nippon (crested ibis), 1407 nucleotides. Lineage: Eukaryota; Metazoa; Chordata; Aves; Pelecaniformes; Threskiornithidae. The record is from RefSeq and is a predicted model, not a curated record.
AUGCCUGAGGCAAACUAUUUACUCUCAGUUUCUUGGGGCUACAUAAAGUUUAAAAGAAUGCUCAACCGGGAGCUAACUCACCUAUCUGAAAUGAGCAGGUCAGGCAAUCAGGUCUCAGAAUAUAUAUCGAACACGUUCUUAGACAAACAACAUGAAGUUGAAAUCCCUUCUCCAACGCAGAAAGAGAAAGAGAAAAAGAAGAGGCCAAUGUCCCAGAUCAGUGGAGUCAAAAAGCUGAUGCACAGCUCCAGCCUAACUAAUUCCAGUAUUCCCAGAUUUGGAGUUAAAACAGACCAAGAAGAUAUUCUUGCCAAGGCAGUGUUUACUGAUUUGGAGAUUCUUGCAGCAAUUUUUGCCAGUGCAAUACAUGAUGUAGAUCAUCCUGGGGUUUCAAACCAGUUUCUUAUCAACACAAAUUCUGAACUCGCCUUGAUGUACAAUGACUCAUCAGUACUGGAGAAUCAUCACUUAGCUGUGGGCUUCAAGCUGCUGCAGGAAGAAAAUUGUGACAUUUUCCAGAAUUUGACCAAAAAACAGAGGCAAUCAUUGAGGAAAAUGGUCAUUGACAUUGUACUUGCAACAGACAUGUCUAAGCAUAUGAAUCUAUUGGCUGAUUUAAAAACUAUGGUUGAAACCAAAAAAGUGACAAGUUCUGGUGUCCUACUUCUUGAUAACUAUUCAGACAGGAUUCAGGUUCUUCAGAAUAUGGUGCACUGUGCAGAUCUAAGCAAUCCAACCAAGCCACUCCAUCUCUACCGUCAGUGGACAGACAGAAUAAUGGAGGAAUUUUUCCAUCAAGGAGAUCGGGAAAGAGAGAGGGGAAUGGAGAUAAGUCCCAUGUGUGAUAAGCACAAUGCAUCUGUAGAAAAAUCACAGUGGCCUGAUCCUGCCAAUUCUGUCUUACUACCAGAAGUGGUCCUAGUGAAACCAGCUGGACCACUAAGAUUAGAAUUUGCAGGACUAGAGCCCGUAAGAAAGGCAAAGCCAGCCACUGGCAAGGGAGCCAAAUCACUGGAAGCUGACGUGCGACAAAUUCAGGCUGCAGGACAGAGCAGCUGCGUCAGCUGGUUUCAUUCACUCUUCGUGCUUGCAGCAUUUCUGGAGAAAAAGGUUGAUGAUAAGCUGAGACAAUACUCAUUGCAAGGGGAGACUUACCUUCCAGGUGUUCUUGGAGUUCACGUCAUCGGUCUUCUCCAGCAACAUGAGGGCUUGUGGUCUCAUGGUUUGAGGAUAAAAUAUGGACUCCUAGAUAUCCUCAUCGAAGUAAGUAAAAUUGAGGUAAAACUCCAGUUCACUGACAACAGCAGCGCUUCUGCAAGAGGUCUGAGUGAAAUACAAGUGUUUGUAGCCAGUGUGGUGAUGGUUGUCUCAGUGACUGAAUGGGAGAUGAAAUUCCUGAAUGCUUAA